AUGUGGAGGUUCACCAUCUUCACACUCACACUCAUCCUCCACCCAGCCACCUCCACACUCACCAACAGAAGGCUCCUUCGCCAACCCUUCCUCCCUACAUCAACCUCCGCCAACCCCCUCGCCGUUGCCUUCGCCGCCGCCACCUGCGCCCUCCUCCUCCUCGCCGUCUCUGCUCUCCUCUACUGCCUCCGUAGACGCAAGACCGUCUCCGCUGACCCCACCGUCAACUUAUUUCCCUGCCAUGCCGCCGCUGCCUCUCAGAAAGCGACGAACACCACAAACUCGCCGGAGCUCGAGCCGCUGCUCGCGCGACUAGCCUCAGACGAAGAACAACAACUCUGCUCGGCGAGAGGGAAGAUUUCAGAAUCUGAACUUGUAUGUGAACCAGAGGAAUCAAAUUCUGAAGAUGAUGUAGUAUCUGAUAAUGAGGCUGAAACCGAGGUUUUCCUACAUUUUCUAAUUUCACUCAGAGAAGAAAAAAAGAAACAAGCAGCCAAGUUGGAAGAAAUGCUGAAUUUCUUGAAUGAAGAUAUUAAGGAGGUAGAAAGAAGGUAUUCAAUUGGGAUAGAUUCAGUAUUUCCUUUGGCACUAAAGAAAAAUCCUGAAGUGAGAGGAAAUGGUUCACAUUCUCAAGAUUCUUCCAAUUCAGACAUUAGCAGAUUGAUACGUAGGUCAUUUGUUGAUGAAGAAAGAUUAAUGAGUAACAUAAAUCAGCUAGAGAGUUCAUACUUUUCCGCAAGAUCCCAAGUCCUGCCGAAAGAGGUUUCAUCUGUUUCAAGCAAUGAUAAAAAUGUGAUGGAAAGUGAAUGCAGGCUGCCUCAUGUAGAGAAUGUUGAUAGGGAGCCUGAAAGAAUUCAGAGUUCUGUAGCUUCUCUAGCAUCCUUCUGUGAAGGUUUAUGCAAGUUUGCUCGUUACAGCAAGUUUGAAGAGUGUGGCAGAUUAAGUGAUAGAAAUCAGUUUAGUUCUAGCAAUAUAAUAUGUGCUUUAAGUAUUGACCGUGAUGAAGAUUACAUUGCAGCAGCAGGAGUUUCAAGGAAAAUAAAGAUUUUUGACCUCAGUGCAUUUUCAAGUGAUUCUGUUGACAUCCAGUACCCAGUAGUUGAGAUGUCAAAUGAAUCAAAGCUUAGUAGUCUGUGUUGGAACACUUACAUACAAAAUCAUCUGGCAUCUGCUGACUAUGGUGGUGAGAUUCAGAUGUGGGAUGCAGGCACUGGUCAGUGUUUAUCUCAAUACAUGGAGCACCAAAAGAGAGCUUGGUCUGUUCACUUUUCUCUGUCAGACCCAAAAACGUUUGCUAGUGGAAGUGAUGACUGCUCUAGAAAUUCUCUGGAAACUAUCAGUAUGCCUGCCAAUAUAUGCUGUGUUCAGUUCUCUCCUCCAUCGACAAAUCUUUUAUUUUUUGGAUCAUCUGAUCACAAGGCUUAUGGUUAUGAUCUUCGUCACACUAGAAUCCCUUGGUGCACAUUAGUUGGUCACGGGAAAUCUGUGAGCUAUGUAAAAUUUAUAGAUGCUGACGCAGUUGUCACUGCUUCCACUGACAACUCUUUGAAGCUUUGGGACCUGAAGAAAACCAGUUAUUCUGAUUUGUCCUCUGAUGCUUGUGACUUAACCUUCAAAGGACAUAGCAAUGAAAAGAAUUUCGUGGGAUUAUCUGUUUCAGAUGGAUACAUUGCAUGUGGUUCAGAAUCUAAUGAGGUAUACUGUUAUCACAAAUCACUGCCAGUGCCAAUUGCUACUCAUGAAUUUGAGUCAACUGAUCCCAUUUCUGACUACCCAGAUAGGGGACAGUUUGUUUCUAGUGUUUGCUGGAGAAAGAAAUCUAACAUGCUUGUAGCCGGAAACUCAAAUGGAAUUGUGAAACUACUGCAGAUGCAGAUCCUCCAAAGUGCAAAACAGAAGUUUUCCCCUCAGAAACUUCUCAUCUAUAGGGUGUGUAACAAUUCACGAAUCAACAAGCCAGGGGCACCAGACAGACCUGAACUAUCUGCUUGGGGUCUGAAGUCAGACUAA
This is a messenger RNA of Sphenostylis stenocarpa, 2010 nucleotides long. The record is from the annotation of a GenBank genome assembly. Lineage: Eukaryota; Viridiplantae; Streptophyta; Magnoliopsida; Fabales; Fabaceae.